CCCGUUUGAAACGGCGGCGGGCGGGCGGGCUCGGCGGCUCCCCUCAGGCAGGCCCGGCCCGGCCAUGCCGCUGCAGCCGCGGCUCCUCCGCACGUACUCGCGGCGCGGCGGCCACCUCCGCCCGCUGCCUCAGCCCUCCCGCUGGAUUUCGCCGCCUCAGGACCGCAGGCGGCUCUUCAGUUCCACCUCGGCCGGCUCCAGCUCCGCUUGCUCCAGUGCCCUCUCCGCCGCUUCGGACGACCCCGAUUUCUCUCCGCCCGGCAAACGCCGCCGGCAGCCGCUGGGUGAGCGCCCCGCCCGGGCUCGGUGUCUGCGGAGCCGGCGCGGCGCCGCCACGCAGGAGAAGGAUGGGAAGGAGAACCGGCCGCCCGCCCUCAGCUCCCCGUCGCCUUCCCCGCUGCCUCCCCGCGCCGCCCGCCGCCGCCAGGGGCCGUCCCGCGGGGCUCGGCGCCCCCUGCUCUGCAGCACCCCGCAGUGGGCGCCCUGCCGGAGCCGCCGCACGCCGCCGGCCGAGCUGAGACUGGAGGGGGGCGGCUCGGGGCUGCAGGGCAGCCUGGAGCUCUUCUCGUCGCCCGGAGGGGGGCAGGACGCCUCGCUCGGCAGCGAGCCCGGCACACCCGAGUCGUUGAGGGGAGAGGCGGAGGUGGAGGCGUCGCCACAAAGGGCCGGCAGGGUUCUGAGGGCGUCCGUGAGGGGAGCCCUGUUCCUGCAGCAAAGCACAAGUGUUCCUCCCGCUCGCGGUGAGCCCCUGCACUCCACCCCCUGUGGUGGUGGCAGGGCCGAAGAGCCAGGCGAUGAUGUAAAGGGAGGUUCAGCAGAAGGAAGCCUGAGCGCUCAGGGAGGGAAAACCAAGCUCCAGUCAACGCCGGUGGUGGUCUUGAACCGUCAGGAAGUGCCGCUGUGGCUGACGAGCAUGAAAGCUGACAAGAAGGCAGGUGCUCAGCCUUCCUGCCAGAAGCCAGCGUCACCUUUAGGCCCUCAAGGAACGGUGGAGUAUAAAAACAAACGCACCAAGGUCGGUUCUGCAGAGGGAAGUGCCUGUAGAAGAGCUUGCAUCAGUGGCUUCAGUGCCAAGCGGUGGGAUAGACAAAUGAGGCUCUGUCCCCAAAGACUCAAAAAUAAGAGACAGCAGCAGGCUAAUAACUCCUCUUUCAGACCCCAACUAAGACCAAAAGGAAGGAAGAAGGGUGGUCGGGAAAUAUCUGUAGAUACAAGAGACAACGAUUGUUCAUUCCUCAAUAACUCCUAUGCCUGGGGUAGACUUCGAGCAUCUUUGUACUUCCAUAAGAAAAAGAAAGUUACUGCAGACGAGUGUUCCUACAAUAGCAUCCUUUGUACCCCUUCUGUGAAUUCCGAGGUUACAGGGCACCAAGCAACCCCAAAUUCUAGUAUGGCUCAGUACUGUGCUUUAUCUGCUUCCUCCAUGAUACUGCUGGUUCCCAGGAAUGCCUGUUCAGGCCUGGAGGUAAUGCUUACAGAUGCAGAGAAGGUUUUGGGGGAAUGCCAGCAGGAGAGACCUAUCACUUUUGAGGAAUGCAUUCCUUUAGAUAAGAUGAAAGAUUGCAAGAAAAUUGGAGAAGGGGUGUUCGGAGAGGUUUUCCAGAUUGACAGUAAUAGAGGACCUGUGGCCUUAAAAAUAAUUCCCAUUGAGGGGACUGAAAGAGUGAAUGGUGAAGCUCAAAAAAGCUUUGGAGAGAUUCUACCAGAGAUAAUAAUUUCAAAGGAACUCAGUCUUCUGUCUGAAGAGUCUGUGAACAGGACUGUAGGGUUUGUUAGCUUGUACUCUGUGCACUGUGUUCAAGGGGCCUAUCCUAAGCAUCUCUUAGAAGCUUGGGACAAAUAUGAUAAAGUAACAGGAUCAGAAAAUGAUCGGCCAGACCUUUUUGGGAAAGAGCAACUCUUCAUGGUUCUGGAGUUUGAAUUUGGAGGCAGUGACUUGGAGAACAUGAGAAAAAGAUUGAAUUCGGUGGCUUCAGCAAAAAGCAUUUUGCACCAGGUGACUGCUUCCCUGGCUGUGGCAGAACAGGAACUGCACUUUGAGCACAGAGACUUACACUGGGGGAAUGUGCUGGUAAAGAAAACAGAUGUCAAAGAGCUUAAUUAUGUGUUAAAUGGGACGACGUGCACAAUCCCCACACGUGGGAUCCAUGUCAACAUCAUAGAUUAUACCUUGUCUCGUCUGGAGAAAGAUGGGUUAACUGUAUUUUGUGACCUUUCCACUGACGAAGAGCUGUUCCAAGGCACGGGAGACUACCAGUUUGAUAUCUACAGGCAAAUGAAAGCAGAGAACUCCAACAGCUGGACUGACUAUCAUCCACACAGCAAUGUCCUCUGGUUGCACUAUUUGUCAGAUAAACUUUUGAAAGAUGUGGUUUACAAGAAAAAAGAAUCAAAUUCUGUCUUGAGAAAAAUAAAGCAGCAGCUCAUUAAGUUCCGUAAAGAAGUAUUGACCUUUGGGUCUGCCAGUGAAGUUUUGCAUAGCAGCAGCCUCUUCCAGUGAGUAAAGGAGCACAAUGCUUCCAAGAACUAAGUCACUGAUGCCCCUUUCUCCUUUGUCUUUUUUCUCUAUGGUCUUUUUAAAUGUUGACAUGAUGAAGAAAUGUUACAAUCAGUUACCAGUAUGAAAAAUGUGUAAAAAUGCACAAAAAAAGCCACCUGCUUUAAGAUGUUUCCAUAUGUACUUUUUUGAGGGGUGAGGGUGAAAGGGAACAGACUUGACAUUGGAGGUGGGGGGAAAAGAUCUCUUCAGGCUUAUUAGUUCAUGUCCUGAAUUCCACUUAGAUUAUUAGAAGCUCUUCCCUUACUAUAUUUAUUUCUUACAAAUUCAAAUAAACAAACAAAAAGAUAGACAAAGGUAAAUAUUGUUAGCCCAGUUAGGGAUAGAAAGGGAGAGAACACCUACCUUUUGACUUAGUUUUUAAAACGAACUUUUGCUCAGUUUGGCCCAACAUGUACUUGGAAUAAUGCUAUAAAAUUUCCUGAAGUUUCUGUAGUGUAGUUUUUAAAAAAAAAUCUUAAUCUGCAAUAAUACAACCUUUUUUCCUCUGUAAGGGCCAGCGAAGAGGUAUUGUGUUAUGGGGAAAAAAACAAAAACAAAAAAACAAAACACAAACAGGAAGUACCUGUGUUCCUGAUGCAUUUUUCACAGUUGCUAUGUUCUGACCUUGUACAAUGACAGGAACCCAAAUCUGUAACUUGAUGGUAGCAUUAAAGCGAUUUUCUCCAUUUAUCUACGGAAGAAAAUGCACAAGGUAAGUGUUCUUUAGUCCUGAUUGCAGACAGAUGAGAUGAACUAAAUUUGAAGCUAUACUUACAUUAAAUUUAAAUUCCUUGUUUUCAAGUAGUCCUUGGCGAACGUUCAUGUACAUUAAAGACACUGGCCUGCAGAGGAAGAUAAAUUAAAACUAAGUGAACAUUGAAUUUAAUUAUUAUUGAACAUCAGUACAUCCAGUGAUCCACAUGCAUUAAGUAAUAAGGAGGUAGCAUGAUCAAAUUUGUUAAAGAGGAAUGUUAGUUACAGUCUGUAUAUGGGCAUAUAUGCAGUCUAUCAAUUAGAUGCAUCCUUGAAGCAAUCUUGAAGGUAUUUUUAAAUCAGUUAAAUAGUUAAGGGUUUAUAUUUGACCCUAGUUAUCUCCCUGCCUAUGAUGUUUUGUUGUUCCAUCUUCCAGACUCUUUACUUUUGCUGUCUUAUACCACAGAAAGCAACUUGACAACCUGCAAUGCUUGAAACUAUUAAGAUGGAAAUUGUGCUGGAAUCCUACCAGGCAUCCUCUCAACCCUUUUUUCCUCUAAUUGACUAAAGUAAUAUAAUGUAAUUGAAUAUUCUUAAAACUUACUUGGUAAGAACUGCAGUGAACGCAUAUCUGACAUCAAGGACAUGUUUUUCAGUCAGAAUGGUGGUAUUUUCAUUUAUGCUUUAAAAGAAAAAAAAAUAAUUUGAUGAAACAGCUUUAUUAUCUGCCUGCCUUGGUUUUCUAUUUCUAUGGUUGCCAGAUUGUGGAUAUUUGCUAUACAAGAGGGAUGGAAACACGGAAUGGCAGUAACUUAUGAAAGAAGGGGUGCCAUCCUGCUCUCCUGUGGGUUAACAUACUGCAGUAAUGUUGGAGUAGCCCUUCAUUACUAUGGAUUUUGGAAGCUGCCAUUGCCUUGGAAUAUUUCUCCACAUAUUCCCAUUUGUGAAUACGUAAUAAUGCCUUAAUUAAUCAAAAUUUAAAAGCUUCUCACCCUUCAAAAAAUCUGGACAUUAAACUCAUGUAUAAACCUUUGCCUUAAAGUGUACUUGCAGUGAAGUUGCCAGAGAUGAGUCCUCAUUUCCUUUUUAAAAAUGCUUUUUAAUAAAGUGCUGUGUGCUAA
Anas platyrhynchos (mallard) is the source of this 4353-nucleotide messenger RNA. It is a transcript of the gene HASPIN, whose product is annotated as histone H3 associated protein kinase. Gene Ontology annotation, cellular component: cytoplasm; nucleus. Lineage: Eukaryota; Metazoa; Chordata; Aves; Anseriformes; Anatidae. Gene Ontology annotation, biological process: mitotic cell cycle; intracellular signal transduction; protein phosphorylation. The record is from RefSeq and is a predicted model, not a curated record. Gene Ontology annotation, molecular function: histone H3T3 kinase activity; ATP binding.